Messenger RNA from Malania oleifera, 1278 nucleotides. RefSeq names its product two-component response regulator ORR4-like. The transcript has 5 exons. The record is from RefSeq and is a predicted model, not a curated record. Bases 391 to 1065 code for a protein of 224 amino acids. Gene Ontology annotation, biological process: phosphorelay signal transduction system; cytokinin-activated signaling pathway. NCBI's taxonomy places the organism in Eukaryota, Viridiplantae, Streptophyta, Magnoliopsida, Santalales, Ximeniaceae.
AAAUUUUAAUUCCUUUUCCUUGGCAAUCAAUCCAAAUCAGAAAGAGAGAGAGAGAGAGAGGACCCAUCAGUAGUUGUACCAACGCGGAGUAGCGAAUCUAAUAGAGAUCACAGCUGAAAAAACACAAAACAUUUUUCUUGCAACACAGAUUGCUUCUCACCUACUUAAUAAAACCUCCCCAUAACAGUUCCUGGCCUCAAGCACGCCUCUCUCUCUCUCUCUCUCUCUCUCUCUCUCUCUCUCUCUCUCUCUCUCUCUCUCUCUCUCUCUGUGUAUAUAUAUAUAUAUAACCUACAAAUAUAUAUAAGCUAGGAGAAGGCCGACCCUGAUACGCAAAACAGCUAGCUGAAAUCUGAAGGGAUCUUUUGUUUCAUUUCUCUGGUUCCAAAAAUGGAAUUGCAAGACGCCCAACAGCAGCCACAACAGCAGCAGCAGCAGCAAUUGCAGCAACAGCAAUUGCAGCAACCACAACAAAGCACUUUCCAUGUGUUGGCAGUGGAUGAUAGCCUUAUGGAUAGAAAGCUCUUGGAGAAGCUCCUCACUGUUUCCUCUAAUUACCAAGUAACAUGCGUGGAAUCUGGGGACAAAGCUCUGGAGUAUCUGGGCCUCCUCGAUAACCUUCACUGCAGCGAUCAAUAUUCAACAGCUUCUUCCUCGUCUUUCUCUCAGUCGCCACAACAGGGAUUGAAAGUCAACCUGAUCAUGACGGACUACUGCAUGCCGGGGAUGAGCGGCUAUGACCUUCUCAGACGAGUUAAGGGAUCAUCGAGGAAAGACAUACCAGUCGUGGUCAUGUCAUCAGAAAAUGUACCUUCUAGAAUAAGCAUGUGUUUGGAAGGGGGAGCACAGGAGUUCCUGUUGAAGCCUGUUCAGCUAUCAGACUUGAAGAAGCUUCAGCUCCAUCUUUUGCAACCAGUGGAAGAUAGCAGCAGCAGCAGCGGCAGCGGCGACAGCAGCGAUGACAAGGCUGCAGGCGUCGGUAAUGGUAGCAAGAGGAAAGCAAUGUCCACAGAGCCUCCAGAGAGAAGACCCAAUAAGCUCAAAGGAUUAACAGCUGUAUCAUAAAUUAAUAUUUAUACAUAGAUCUUCUAAUUACUUAUACCUACCCAGCAGUGCAGGCUUAACUUAAUUAUAUAUGAUCACCUGUAUUGAUUUUGCUUGGUUAUAUAUGAAUAUAUACCAUGCAUGCAUGCACCCGAUCUCGUCCUUUGAUGUUCAGUUGUUGCUAAGCUGUAAAUAAAAUAAGUUUAAUUUGCAGGGAAAAAAAAACUUAACGCA